This is a messenger RNA of Salarias fasciatus (jewelled blenny), 379 nucleotides long. RefSeq names its product ATP synthase F1 subunit epsilon (gene atp5f1e). Gene Ontology annotation, cellular component: mitochondrial inner membrane. The transcript has 3 exons. Gene Ontology annotation, molecular function: proton-transporting ATP synthase activity, rotational mechanism. NCBI's taxonomy places the organism in Eukaryota, Metazoa, Chordata, Actinopteri, Blenniiformes, Blenniidae. The record is from RefSeq and is a predicted model, not a curated record. Gene Ontology annotation, biological process: proton motive force-driven mitochondrial ATP synthesis. The coding region runs from base 44 to 199 and encodes 51 amino acids.
ACGCACUCUUCCGACCUGUCCUUGAAGCUACAACACAGGCAAGAUGGUCGCGUACUGGAGACAAGCAGGCCUCAGCUACAUCCGCUUCUCCGCCAUCUGCGCCAGCGCGGUGCGCGCGGCGCUCAAGCCGCAGUUCAAAGCGGAGGCGCUGAAGGCCGCAGAGGCCAAUGUCAAAGUGCUCAAACCCAAAACUGCGUGAGGUGACACCAUGAUGUAGAUACAUUUUCCCGUGGUUGUGACGUCCCAUCAUCGUCCUGUCCUGCUCGACACGAAGAAGGAAAAAAACAUGGAUAACAUCGAGAUGAUCUGUUAAGAGACUGGGGACCUGAAUGAAACUACAUUUUUCCUUUAUUUGUAAUUAAAUUGUAUUCAAGAUGGA